Porites lobata is the source of this 906-nucleotide messenger RNA. NCBI's taxonomy places the organism in Eukaryota, Metazoa, Cnidaria, Anthozoa, Scleractinia, Poritidae. The record is from the annotation of a GenBank genome assembly.
AUGAUGGCUGCACAAAACUCCAGCCAGUUUACUUACCAAGAGUGCCUGAUUACUGAGCUUCCAACAGAGGUUCAACACCAGAUACUAAAUUUUGGCAGCUACGUUUUUCGUCCUCUGUGCUUUAUUCUGGCAUUUUUGUCACUUGUCUUAAAUACGCUUGUUAUCAUAGUUGUGGCUCGAAACAGAUCCCUUCAACAUCCUUCGAUGGUUAUGAUUUGCAGUUUGGCAGUGACUGACGUAAUAUUUUCUCUGUAUUCCAUGUACAGAUACAUAGAAAUAUUCACACACAAACAAAUGUGUCCAAAAUCACACCCACUCCAUUCUGCCUUCAGUGCUCUUUGUAGCCAUGCAACGCUUGGUAAUCUGGCAGUGAUCAGUAGAGAUCGCUAUAUGGCAGUCCGAAGUCCUUGGUGGUAUCGUAACCACGCGACAAAGCCACGUGCUUUUAAGAAAUUAUGUAUACCGUGGUUGAUCAGCGUGGUAACGGCAGUGGUAGUUUACUUCUCAAGAACUUUGGGAGGCGUUUACAAACCUUUGGCACAAACGUUAACUCUAGUUCAUUUUGCUUUUUGUGUAAUUUUCAUAAUAUUCUGUUAUCUUAGCAUUUAUACCCGAAAACCUAUUGAAGUACAAAAUCCGAACGAUUCCCUUUUCAAGAAGGAAAAAAGAUUAACGAACACAGUUGCUUGGGUCCUUCUGAUUUUGCUAUUGACCUACUUUCCAGCGCUUCUUUUCCCAAUGCUUUUGUUCGUAAAAGGCUUCAAGAAUUUUUUGCCAUUUCGACCUUAUUACAUCAUCUUUAUCCAAUUAAAUGGAGCUUUAAAUCCACUGUUAAACUUUGGCCGUUCUAAAAAGAUGCGCAAAGCUAUAAGAGACUUAUUUAAAUGCAUUCUGCAAGUAAAGCCG